Populus nigra (black poplar) is the source of this 3831-nucleotide messenger RNA. RefSeq lists its product as uncharacterized. The record is from RefSeq and is a predicted model, not a curated record. The transcript is spliced from 8 exons. Lineage: Eukaryota; Viridiplantae; Streptophyta; Magnoliopsida; Malpighiales; Salicaceae. Gene Ontology annotation, molecular function: microtubule binding. The coding region runs from base 265 to 3402 and encodes 1045 amino acids.
UCAAAGCGGAACAUACACCAGAUAGACACCUACAUCCCAUCCUACCGUGUUUUUUAUCUUUUAAUUAUUUUUUUAAACCACCGCUUCUCCAAAAAUUCAAAAUUUUAUCUCCCUCUCUUUAGAAAUUAGACUAUCGGCAACGGCCUCCUUUUCGACCUGGCUCUAAACUCUCUCACUCCAAGCCCUAAAUUCAAAAUCAAUAAAUAAAUAGCUUUUAAGGCCUCGAUUUUUUAUUUUCGACAUAGAUUAUAGAUCCUCUUCGCAAUGAAUGAAUCAGAGCAAAAUUUCUGUUUCGAAGAUAGAAGGUUGAGCCUCAUUGAUGUCUCCUUCGAAGACGAUUGCCUCUAUAGCUCUCCUUCUCACGGCUUUCAUGUCCGGUUUUCAGAUGCUGCUAAGACAGAGGCCAAGAGUAAUUUGGGUUUUACAGAUGCCAACUUCACGCAAUUCGACGGGGGAGAAGUAGGAGCUGAACCAGUUGAAUCAGUGGAAGCAGAAAGGGUGAAAAAGAAGAACAAGUAUAACUUGCGCAAAAGUAUAGCUUGGGACAGUGCUUUCUUCACAAGCGCAGGUGUUUUAGAACCGGAGGAGUUGUCUACCAUGAUUGGAAGUGGGAAACAUAUGUUACCUGGAAUUGAAGAGGAUAUUCAUAAAUCUACUGAUUCAAUAUCCACAUUAGCGAGUGAUAAUUUGACGUUGGAGAAUCUUGAGGCUGACUUGUUUGGAGAUAUAAGAGCUUCAAUCCAGCGAUCCACUAAAGGAUCUGAUGUGGCAAAUUCAACUAGUAAAGUGGUUUCUCCGGAAACAGAAAAUGCAAGUAUCCCAUCUUUGGAGAAAACGGAUGUUGCUUCUCAAAAUAAGUUAAAAGCCAAAACUGCUCCCAACAAACCAAAUGCAGUCAUGCAAGGAACAGAGAAGACUGCAAAGCAGUCUAAUCCUGUAAAUGGAGAUUCAAAAUCUCUAUGUAGGCCGCCCAAGAUAGCGAGCAGAGUUGGCCCCCUCUUAACACCAGCAACUAAGAGAGCUUCCUUAGGUGCCAACCGUGUCAAAGUGGAAAAGUAUAAGGAUAGUCCAGAAAAUGAAAAAAGAUUGACUGGUAGGGGUGCAAAAGUACCUGCUUUGGGUGGUCCCCGAAAUGUUGUGCCUAGGCCCACAGUGCCUAUUAAAUCUUCAUUGCGAUCUUCAUCAGCAUUGAAAACUCAGCUAAAAACUUCUUCCUGUGUUGAUAGUUCAGGACGUUUGUCAUCAGAUAGUAGCAGUAAAUCUUCAUUGAAUUUUUUGAGAAAGGAUGACUCCAGAACUGGCAAUCAUUCUUCCUCUACUUCAAAUGUCAAAACCGCGUUAAAAUUGCCAUCAAGAAACAAAAACCAGUCAACUAGUUCACAUCUCUCUCCUUAUUUGAAAUCCGUGACCAAACUCUCUUCCAACAUAUCACCUGCUAGCUCUAUCAGUGAAUGGUCUUCAGCAUCAUUAUCACCAACUUCUACACUUAAUAAAACGUCUAACAGUUCAAGAUCUAGCUUUGACAUUAGCUCUUGCAAAGAUGCUUCUGGAGACAGUGAUGCCUCCCAAGUUAUGGAUUCUCAAAACUAUUUCAAUGAUGAACACUCUGUUGGGCAUGGUACCCAAGUAGGAUUGUCGGGUGAAUGUGUAAAGAAAGCUACUACAGCAAGCAGUUCAGUUCUCCAUCCAGAUUCGGCUAAACCCUCAGGCCUUCGGUUGCCGUCACCCAAAAUUGGUUUCUUUGAUGGGGUAAGAUCAGCUGUGCGAACUCCCAAUAGAAAUAAGCAAUCUCAUGAAGCUCUGCCCAGUGGCUUGCCUGGAUUUGGGGCAGGAAGUGUUGUUAGUCCAAGUGGAGGAUCAAAUGAGGCGAAGGUUGGAAAGCUUCAGCCUGCUAGAACAGCAGUUCGGGGAACCAGAAUCAUGGAUCAGGUAACUGCCUCGGGCAUGAAAUCUAAAUCUCCCUUGCUACUGCAGGAAUCCUCUAUCGCAGCACCAAGGGUCUCCAGUGCUGUGAAAAAUGAGAAACGCAAUGCUAGCACAUCUCUGAAAGCCCAGAGUAGAAUGUCUUUUCAAGGUGAAAGAAAAAGCAAUUUGAAGGAUAAGAAAGUUGGAUUGGAAGAAUGUAAUAAGUCUCUGAACAAUUCAGAUAGUGGUUUUACUGAAAGGAAUGGGGAUGCCUGUUUCUUGAAGGAUAAAAAGGAAACAGAGUGCAAGGGUGAUGCUCCUGAAAAAGAUACAGAGGUUACUCUCUGCAAUGGAUUGCCUUAUAUCACAACUGACUCGAGUUCUAUUGAAAAUAUAACCUCAUUAGAGAAAGUAAGUGGAGAUGUGAUCUGUAGCCAAAAUUAUAUCAAGGAUAGUUUGCCUUAUCCUUACAGCACCAAUGAGAAGGAAAAGGCUUCUAUUGAAGAUCGAGUUGAUGGUUUGACCAAACAAAUUGGAGCUGUGGAUUUUUACAUCGAGAUGCACAAAGAAACUGUAGGUGAUUCUCUUUCCCUUUCUAAAGAUGAUGUCAGUAGAGUUGAUUCUGGUAUUCAGGAGGAAUUCAAACACUCAUCAAAGCCUACCACCUCCUUGAAUCCUACUAUGGCAUCAACAAUCAUGGAAGCAGAGGCAGUAAUUGAGAAAGAUUUUGUUGAAGACCAAGUUGGUGACUUGACCAAACAAGUUGGAGCUGUAGAUUUUCAUCUUGAUAUGCACAAAGAAGGGGGUGGUGAUUCUCUUUCCCUUUCUCGACACGAUGUCAUCAGAGUUGAUUCUGGUAUUCAGGAGGAAUGCAAAGAAUUGUCAAAUCCUGCGUGCUCUUCUGUUCCUGAUAUUGCAUCAUCAAUGGUGGAAACAGGGAAAGCAGUGGCAGGUCUUCAUAAAGCUUCUGCUGAAGACCAAGUUGAUGGUUUGACCAAACAAAUAGGAGCUUUUGGUAUUCAUGUCAAGGUGCAUAAAGAAGCGGUGGGUGAUUCUCUUUCCUUUUCUCAAGAUGAUGUUAGCAGAGUUCAUUCUCAUAUUGGUGAGCAAUUCAAAGAGUUGUCAAAUCAUACUUCCUCUCCGUAUCCUGCUAUAGCAUCAACAAUGGUGGAAGACGAGAAGGCAGAGGCAGGACUUGAGAAAGUUUCUGUUAAAGACCUGGUUGAUAGUUUGACCAAACAAAUCGGAGCUUUAGAUAUUCAUGUCGACGUGCACAAAGAACUUGUCAGUGAUUCUCUUUCCCAUUCUCAAGAUGAUGCCAGCAAAGUUGAUUGUGGCAUUCAGGAGGAAUACACUGAGUUGUCAAAGCCUGCUUGCUCUGCCACUCCUGCCAGGGCAUCAACAACGGUGGAAGCACAGAUGGCAGAGGCGGCCAUCUUACUACAUCCAACAACCACCAAUGGAAAACCUAAAGAUGGUGAAACAUCCCAGCAGUAAAUUUCUCGAAGGUAUAAUUGCAUAAAGUGAUCAUCAAAUACCAUUGUAUUGUGUCAUACUCUUGCAACUUGAUGAAAGUAUUUAAUCUUAGGUCAUCAGUAAGUAUUAAUGAAGUCAUUCUUUAAGUUUCCUGGAGUUCUGCUUCAUGCUAGAUUGAUCUUGCCUCAUAAUGGAUUGCAGAUAGGUGUUUACAUGGAGAAAAUGUUUAAACUACUAUCUGAGUUUCUGUUUCCUACCAACAAGAGAAUGAGUGGAAGGAUAUGAGAGCUUCACCCCACGUUUCUUGUUAGGAUUUUGUGGGGUGUAAAUUGUGUAAGGGUGUGCAAAUCAGACAUGUAGGAUGUGAUAACGGGAGGACAGAGUUGUAGUUCGAAUGUACAUUUUAUGCCUACAUAUCCAUGUUUAUAUCAUUGAUGCUUCAUUGGAUUU